ACACAUGGCACUCAUAUACACAAAGCCUCAAGGCACCAAACACAACAUAACAAGUUAGUGAGGCAGUAGACAAAGCUUCACUGUACUGGCUUUACACUGAAGGCUCUGGGCUGUGCAACUGUAUGCGUUUAUUGGAAUGUGAUCUACUAUAUACUGUAAAAACGGCUGCACGGGGCACAUUAUACAAGCAAAAAGCAAAAAGCACAGAGGCUACAGCAGUAGGAAACUCAGUCACAAUGAAAGGCUGGAUUUUACUGCUAAUGUUGGCAAGGCUUGUUGAUUUUUCCAUGACACAAUCAACCAACUCUUUAACCUGGCUAAGUUAUCUGCGCAACCGAGCCUACAGUCACGGUUAUGGCCGCAGUCACUAUAACAACCAUGCCUCUCUAAGAGCAGAGGAUGAGCCUCCUGUGCUGGACUGUCCUUUGGAGUGCGACUGUCCUCCUUCCUACCCCACUGCGAUGUACUGCAACAACCGCAAGCUACAGCACGUGCCGUUUGUCCCAUCUCAUAUCAAGUAUGUAUACUUACAAAACAACCAGAUAACGGGCAUCACAAAUGGUGUCUUUGAUAAUGCUCCAAAUUUAGCUUGGAUCAGCCUCCACACAAAUAAACUGAGCUCCGACAAGAUUAGUGACAAAGUCUUCACCAAGCUACCAAACCUUGAGCGCCUCUUUUUACACAACAACAACCUGAGCCGGGUUCCACAGGGUUUACCACGUUCCCUACGAGAUCUACACUUGAAUCACAACAAUAUUUCCAAGGUCCCGGUUGAAUCUUUCCGUGGAAUGAGCAACCUGACAGCCCUGCAUCUCCAAGUGAACAGCAUUGAAGACCUCGGCAAUGCACUUGAGGGUCUGCUGUCCUUGACCCUGUUAGACUUAAGAGGGAACCGACUGAAGAAGAUUCCAGAAAGCCUGCCGCCAAAGCUGAGCCAACUCUACCUCGAGUACAAUCACAUAUCCAGCGUUCCUGCUGAUUUUCUGAGCCAGAGGCCUGAGCUGCGCUUCGUACGGCUGUCCCACAACCAGCUCACCAGUGGGGGAAUUCCAGCCAGCUCUUUCAAUGUCAGCACACUUGUGGAGCUCGAUUUGUCUUUCAACAAGUUGGAAAGGAUUCCCAUUAUCAGCACCAGUCUGGAGAAUCUGUAUCUCCAGGCCAACAAGAUCAAAGAAUUUUCAGUGAGCAGUUUCUGCAGAGUUGUGGAUACAAACAAUUACUCUAAUCUGCGUGUACUACGUCUGGAGGCCAAUGAAAUUAGAGCCCAAGACAUACCGACUGAAGCUGUGCUCUGUCUGCGCCUGGCAACUAACAUCGACCUGUAGGCAUGACAUCAACACAUCCAACAGUAACCUACUGUCAAGCUUGAGCAGAGAGAGACAGAGAGAGAGAGAGAACAUCUUGGAAAUAAGAGUUUAGUUAUCUUUUUGUAGUAAAAAGUGACCACAAAACCAGUCUUAAGUCGCUGGGGUAUAUUUUUAGCAAUAGCCAAUAAAACAAUGUAUGGGUCAAAAUUAUUGAUUUUUCUUUUAUGCCAAAAAUCG
Molecule: messenger RNA, 1544 nt
Organism: Cyprinus carpio (common carp)
Lineage: Eukaryota; Metazoa; Chordata; Actinopteri; Cypriniformes; Cyprinidae
Product: fibromodulin-like
Molecular function (GO): protein binding
Source: RefSeq, a predicted model, not a curated record